AUGUCCUCCUACGGGCAGCUCAUCAGCGCCCGCUGCGCCUCCCCCUGCGAGGUGACGUGCCCCCAGCCCUACGUCAACUGCUGCAACGAGCCCUGCGCCGCCUCCUGUGGGGAUUCCAGGGCCAUCGUCUACGCUCCGCCCGUGGUCGUGACUUUCCCGGGCCCCAUCAUCAGCACCUGCCCCCAGGAGAGCAUCGUUGGGACGGCCAUCCCUGAAAUCGAGGGAGGGAUGGGCUCUGGAGGGGGAGGGAUGGGCUCUGGAGGCGGAGGGAUGGGCUCUGGAGCUCCACCACCAACCCUGAGAACCAUGAGCAGCAUCAGCUCCCGGUGCCUGGCCAACUGUGAGGUGACCUGCCCCGAGCCCUGUGCCUACAGCAGAGGCCUUGGCUCCUGUGUUGCAGCCUGUGGUGACUCCACAGCCGUCGUUUAUGCCCCUCCAGUGGUCCUCACCUUCCCAGGCCCCAUCCUCAGCAGCUGCCCCCAGGAAACCAUCGUGGGAUCGUCCUUCCCCCAGUCCUCCGGUGCUCUGACCCCCAGGAUGGGAGGCUCUUAUGGCUCUUAUGGCUCUGGAGGCUCCUAUGGCUCUGGGGGCUCCUAUGGCUCUGGGGGCUCCUAUGGCUCUGGGGGCAUGGCAGGGAUUGGGGGAUCCUCUGGAUCUGGGGGCUCCUACAGCUCUGGGGGCAUGUCGGGCAUGGGGGGUUCCUCUGGCUGGUGCAGCCCCUGUGGAUCUGGAGGCUCCUCGGGGAUAGGGGGGUGUUACAGCAGGAGGUUCUACACCAGCAGCAGCCGUGGGUCCCGCCUGGGAAACUGA
Molecule: messenger RNA, 810 nt
Organism: Myiozetetes cayanensis
Lineage: Eukaryota; Metazoa; Chordata; Aves; Passeriformes; Tyrannidae
Product: scale keratin-like
Exons: 2
Coding region: 1-810 (269 amino acids)
Cellular component (GO): intermediate filament
Molecular function (GO): structural constituent of cytoskeleton
Source: RefSeq, a predicted model, not a curated record